AUGAUGCAACUUCUACUUGCAAUUCUUUGUGCUACCCCCAACAUUAGAUCAAGUUUCUCUGCAAAAGUCUUUCUAUACAGUAUUUUCUUUUAUAUUUUACGUAAAAAUAACUUGUUUUUUUAUCACUCUAACUGUUUCAUCAGUCAAAAGUAUCAUUAUCCGUUGCUCCAAAACUUGCCCUUUAUAAAGCAACCAAAGGAUCUUUGGCUUUUGGAGAGAUCUUUGCAGUCAAUUUGGCCCUUGGAAUCCAAAAGUGAAGCAAAACAAAUUGGCUUUUGGGAUUUUAUAAGAAGAUUAGGCUCCUGGGCUAUACACAAUAGAAGCUUGGUUAGUGGAGAUAGAGAGAUGGCUAGGGAACGAUGGAAUACCACCAGUGGGAUCCAUGGGCUUGAAUCAAUACUUGGUUUUUGGGCAGGUGUAAUGAUGUUUGCACUAGUCCUUUUUGCAGUCAUAAUCUUUUCAUGUGCUGAAGGAGCGGAAUCAAAAGACAAAAAUGAUGGCGGAGGAGACACCACGGCCUAUGGUGGUAGUGAAUGUGUUGCAGGGUGUGGUGCAGGAUGCGGUGGCUAG
Messenger RNA from Lactuca virosa, 570 nucleotides. The record is from the annotation of a GenBank genome assembly. Lineage: Eukaryota; Viridiplantae; Streptophyta; Magnoliopsida; Asterales; Asteraceae.